This is a messenger RNA of Lagopus leucura (white-tailed ptarmigan), 573 nucleotides long. Its product is annotated as maestro heat-like repeat-containing protein family member 2B. Bases 1 to 573 code for a protein of 190 amino acids. The record is from RefSeq and is a predicted model, not a curated record. Gene Ontology annotation, cellular component: cytoplasm. The transcript is spliced from 7 exons. NCBI's taxonomy places the organism in Eukaryota, Metazoa, Chordata, Aves, Galliformes, Phasianidae.
AUGCUGAAGAUCAGGAAGUCACAGCAAGCAGCACAGUACCUGCAGCUUCAGCAAACAUCACUGAAAGCUCUGGGCUGGCUCAUGGUGGUUCUGCUGGAGACAGAGCCCAGCGGUGGCUUCUUCCAAAACAUAGUCCAUGUCCUGCAGAAAUCUAUGAUAUCAACCAAUGUGUGGGAGCGCAAGAGGGCCCUGCAGACCUGCUCCCAGCUGCUGGCUGUUUGUGAAGAGCUUCAAAGAGGAGAUGCCUGUGAGCACUUUGGCUCCUUGGUGGGAUUGCUGGCGCCUCUGACGUGUGACCCCAUGCCCGCAUCCCGCCAGCUGGCCGUCACCUGUCUGAGCUCCCUUCUGCGAAUCCAAGCCAAGGCAGUCAACACAGUCAUUGAGACGGGUGACAUCAAGAGCCUGUGCGAGGGGCUGCAUUCCUGCAGCAUCGCCUCUCAGCUCCAGACCACGUCCAAAAUGGCAAGAAUUGUGUGCAGAAACUUCCCCAUCGAACGCACCGUUGACUUCAUGGCGGCCAUCAAGGAGACCAUCCGGAAAGCCAACGGAGUGCGCAUGCGUGCGUGCCACUGA